This is a messenger RNA of Helicoverpa armigera (cotton bollworm), 723 nucleotides long. RefSeq names its product transmembrane protein 18 (gene Tmem18). The record is from RefSeq and is a predicted model, not a curated record. NCBI's taxonomy places the organism in Eukaryota, Metazoa, Arthropoda, Insecta, Lepidoptera, Noctuidae. The transcript has 4 exons. Bases 140 to 583 code for a protein of 147 amino acids.
AGCGCCUGACAAGCAAGUCAUUCAUCAUCUCAUUCAUUGAUGUGAUGAUUGAAAAAAUAUCGCUACAGUACAAAACACUGUUUAUUAAUUUAUUCGUAGCAAUUUUGAAAUAGUUUGUGUUUACGUGGAUUUUUUUACCAUGGAAGAGUUUGUGGAAGUUAAUCAAAUAUCGGAUUUUAUCUCAUACCUCCGCAGUAUUGAAUGGCGCGACCCAUGGCUGAUGGCUCUCAUAUCAUUCCACAUCAUAAUAACGUUCACAUGUUUUUCGACGAGGAACUACGGAAACUUUCAAGUAAUCUUGUUCAUAAUAUUAUUGUUGCUAGUCUACUUUUCGGAGAAUAUCAAUGAGGUUGCUGCAAGGAACUGGGCCUUAUUUUCUAGACAGCAGUACUUCGAUAGUAAAGGCCUGUUCAUAUCGGUCGUGUUUUCCAUCCCGAUAUUGUUAAACUGUAUGAUAAUGGUGGGUUCGUGGCUGUACCAAUCAACGCAGAUCAUGACAAACUUAAAGAAGGCACAGCUCAGACAGCGCUUGAAAGAAAUGAACAUGAACCGCGAACUACAGCAGCAUCUUAAGGCAGAGUAAUCGGUCAAGUCAAUUAUGUAGGUAACGAAAAUAACAUAUUUUUGCUAGCAUUGACGAUAAACAAUGAAUCUAAUUUUAGGCAUACGACGCAGUGAUUUAUUUAUAAUUAAUUAAUGUUAAAAAGAAAAUUCGUAGGACAA